CAAACAAUCGCCUCCGAUCUCUCCUAUCUCUCUCUUUCUCGCUGCCCGCCUCACCUCCUCGCAGCAAAACUUCACUCUCUUUCUCUCUCAUCAAACCGAACUCCAUUUUUCCAAUUUUUCUUCAUUUUUUUCGCUUUGUCUAAACCCAAAACUCUUCUCGUUUCUUCAGCUUGUUGUUUCCAAACACCAAUUCAAUUUCUCAUUCAAUUUAUUUUUAACGGAUAAAUUUUUGCCCCAUUCGAUUUCCCCCCCUUUUUUUUUGCCCUAAUACAGCGAUCUGGGUCUUUAACAUAAGUCAGCCGGAGUUCAACGUUUAGGUUUCCGACGGCCGGAGUUUUUCCAGAUUCGGUGUCGGUUUUCCUUGCUGUCGGUGGCUUGUCGUAACUGAAUCGACGUGGUUUUGAGUUGCAACAUUGAAGAGGAAUUAGGGAUUAAAAAAAAGCUAGGGUUUCGUUUUUCUUUAAUAAAGGGUGCGCGGCGCGGGUGUUUGCUGAGGGAAUAAGUUGAAUUGAAUUUCAACGGACAGGUAUGCCGCGGAGUUCGAGGCACAAAUCGCAUAAGCAGAGCAAACACAGUUCGAAGGAGGCGAAGGAGUACUACUCGGACUCGGAUGAGGAUUAUGUGCGUAUGAAGGAGAAGGAUAAGGAGAGAAGUGGUGGUGGUAGUAAAGACGAAGGGGGCAGCGGUGCUGCUAGGGUUUCUAAGGAUUCAUCCAGCUAUUCUGCCUCUGGGGAGAAGCGGAAGCUGUCCUCUUCCUCGCUUUUGAAGGAUGGAAAAGAUCUGAGCGGUAAUGGAAAUGGGGAUGCUGCUGGGGAAGAGUACAUUUCAUCCAAAAGGCGAAAAGAUAAGUUUGAUGUAGACGGGAAGGAUGAAAGUAUGAAAAUAGAUUAUGAGAAGGGCACAAAAUCCAAGGAAUCUGGUAAAGGGUUGUUUGGGGAUUCGAAAAGUAAGAGUAGCAGUAAAAGGCAUGAGAGUGGCAGCGGGGAGAAGGAGGACAGGAGUGAAUCAAGGAGGAAGUCUUCUGAGAAGGAGUCUGGAAGGAAAGAGGGAAAAGAUUCAUCAAGGGAGGUGAAGGAAAGGGAAAGGGAGAAGAAGGGUCAGGAGAGUAAAAGGGACAGCGAAUUACUACCAAAGAAGCAAGGAUUACAAUGGGAUGAUAGUGGAGAAGAAAGACAGGGCAAGAAAGGUAGAGAAAAUAAUGAUGUUCCUGUUCAGGAAGAUUUCCGAAAUUUGGAACUUGAGAAGGAACUUGAAAAGAGGAUCCGUAGGAGACGAGAGGGCUCCGGUGAUAGAGAUAAAGGUCUUGAUGCAAGAGAGAGUGAUGAGAAGUAUAUUUCCUUGAGGGGUGACCACUCUAAGGAUGGAAAAUACAAAGAUGAAAAGUACAAAGAUGGAUUUUAUGGGGAUAAGAACCAGGAUGAAGUGGAGAAGGAUGAUAGACAUCGUGAUGUGAAGUACCGAGAAGAUGCAGACAAGGAUGCCAAGUAUCGAGACGUUGGGGAUAGGGAUUAUAGGUAUGAUAAGUACCGCGAGGAUGGUGAUAAAGAGAAUAGAAGAAGAGAGGAUAAGUAUCGGGAAGAUGGUGACAGGGAAACUCGUCGGAAGGAUGAUAAGUAUCGCGAGGAUGGUGAAAGAGACAGUCGGCGCAGAGAUGAUAAAUAUAGAGAAGAUGGCGAAAGAGAUAAUAAGCGCAGGGAAGAUAAGUAUCGUGAUGAUGGUGAUAAGAACAGGAGAAGAAAUGAUGAAAAGCAUUAUGAAGACUUGGAGAAGGAUGAUAAAUACAGGGAUGACAAGUAUAGAGAAGAUACUGACAGAUAUAAGGACGAUAAGCGUCGUGAAGAUUAUGAAAGAGACAUCAAACAGAAGGAUGGCAAGCUAGUAGAUGAUGGUGAUAGAGAGAAGAGGUCUAGAGAUGGUAAGUACAAGGAUGAACAUGGUUCAAGAGACCGCGCCGGUGAUAAGUCUUCUGAUGUUAAGCGUCCCAGGGAUGAUGUUCACAUUACGGAGCAUUCUUUGAAAUCAGGCACACGAGAUGCUUCUCCUACUUAUGAUGAUCGAUCCAGGUUGAAAGAUGACCAGGUUCGGAAAAGGAAGCUUGAUAAAGAGGAUUAUGGUGAUACAAAGUCACGGAGUGCUAAAGAUCAAAGAUAUGAUGCUGAUAAGAGAUCAGCUAGCAAUGUUAGGGUUGACCUGAGUAGUGAAAGGAGGUCUGCUUCAAGGAAUACUGACCUAGACGGAGUUCCAAGCCGCAGUAGACCUCAAGGUUCACCUAGUUCCGGUGGUCAUGUUACUCGGGACCAUUAUAGGCUUUCAAAGCAUGACGAGUCAAAAUAUAGGGAGUAUGCAUAUGAAGAUAGAAGUAGGCAUGCUGCAACCUCUGGUAGAGAUUAUCCCGGUUCUUCUGGAGCGACGGAUAAGGUCUCUUCAUCCAGAGCAGUGGAGAUGAACAUUCAGAAGGAUGAUAUUCAUUCUAAACAUUCUCCCGGACAGUUGAUUGAUAAGUCCCCUUCAUCAAUAAAUGUGGAUCGCAGGCAUGUGAGUAAAUCUGAUGUUAGACGGAGUAUUGAUGUUGAAGAGCAGAGAAGUGGUGGCUCUAGAGAUGCUAAAGAUUAUUUUGGUAAGGAAGGCAGAGGAAACCGCGUUUUGCCCAAGGACCCACUUCCAGGUGACGACCAUUCCCAGGCUGAGGGAGACAAUCUGUCUGUUUCUUCGCCCUUUGUUAGGCCUGGUCAUUUCGUCCCUAGGUCUCAUGUACCUCCUUUCAGGACAGGGGUUGACGGGCCUUCAAAUUUUGGAGCUGCUGAAGAUGAUAAUAGAAUGAAGUUCAAUAACCGCCAUAGAAAUCCAAAUCUGGCCAGAGUUCCAGGGAGCCCUUGGAAUCCAAGCUGGCCCCCACAGAUUGCCAAUGGGUUCAUGCCUUUUCAACAUGCCCCUUCUCCUGUUGCUCCCCAUUUAGUAAUGCCACAAUUUUCUCCACAUUUGUUUAAUGUAAGAUCUUCAAUGGAGUUUAAUAGUCAUGGAGUUCCAUAUCAUAUCCCCGAUUCUGAGAGAUUUGGUAGCCAUGUUCGGCCAAUGUGGCGAAACUCAAUGGAUGAUUCGUACCCACCUCUUCAUGUUUGGGAUCCUAAUAAUGCUCCUUUUGGUGAAGAACCUCAUGUAUAUGCGAGGCCCGAAUGGGAUCACAGUAGACCCGUGCCCGGUGGUCGGGGCGUGGAAUCUAAUUCAGAUAUGUGGAAGGGUCCAAAAGGUGAUACUAGCAUGGAUAGCUCCGAGAAGGAAAGCAGGUAUACUAAUUUACCGGAUGGAUCUUUGCCUGGCCAGACUGCAGAACGGGUUCAAAUUGAUGAAAAUCAAACUGAUAAUCCCACUGAGAUCAGUGAACCUAAGCAGUACAGCGAUCCGGAAAAGUAUCCUGAAAACGAAACCAAGAAUGGUCCUGCUGUGGCUCACGUUUCGAGAAAGUUGUACAAGGAUAACCUUAGUCAUUAUCAUGUUUAUCUUUCCAAGCUCGAUAUUUCUGCUGAUCUUGCUGACCCUGAGCUGUAUAGUAAGUGUACAGGCUUGAUCGAUGUGGAUCAGAAAAUAAUUUUUGGUGAUGAAGAUUCGAAGGUUUUGUACGUGCAGGAGGCUGCCGAAAAUGAUAUUCACGAUUCAAAAUCGAGAAAUUCACCCUUUACAAAUAUCGGCGAUUCUAUUUUUCAGAAAGCCAUAACUCUGUACAAGAAACAGAGAGAGGAGUUUGUGGUCAUUAGAGGGGAGAACCCCGGGUUAUCCAAGUUGUGCAUCAAGGCCGAAGUGGAGUCUGAUCUGGAGAUGCACCUCUCUGAUAAUCAUAAAGUUGAUAAUGCGCAACUGGGUGAGUUAUAUCCAAGUAGCAAUGAGGAAGUCAAGCAGCUGCCUGUAAUUAAGCCCAAGUUGGAAGAUGUUUCAAUGGAGGGCAAUGAGGAGUUGGAUGAACCUGUGGUCGCUGCCAAACUUGAAUUAGAUGAACCUGUUGUUGCUGUUGCUGAUGAUCUGGAGAAGCCCGAAAGGGAGAAGAUGGGGCCAAAAGAUGGUUCGAUGACUGACCUAGAGCCUCAGAAAGCUGUGGAGUCAUCUGUACCAAGCAGUUUGAUGGCGGAUAAUCAUGUGGCUGGUACCGGCGAGGAUCAAGAGAUGGCUGAUGAUGAUAUAAAAUGUGAACCCUUGGUUUUGUCGUCGACCGAGGGGUGUGAGGUAGUGAUGACAGAGUCAAUUGAUGAGUCAGGAUCAGUAAAUUUAAGUCGGAUACAUCGUCAUCAUCAUCAUUCUCCUGAAAGUACACAUUGAGACAUUUAUUUUCUUUUUUGUGUUUUGCUAGUUUUUGAAAUGCCCCCGUCGGUAGCGCUUCUCUAAUUAUCUUCCCGAUCUUGUGUGCUGCCGCUGCUUCAUUUUUAGUUUUACAAAAGCAAUAAAACAUUUAGUUUAGUUUAAAGAGUUCAUUUCUUCGUCGAAGUUUUUGGUUUGCGGGUGUGAUUUGGAGAUAAGUGUGGUGAUCCAUCCCCUUGUUCUACUUUUGUGCACAAGCGAAGGUAAGAUCUGCUAUUAACUGUUGCUACGUUCAGUUUAUUGCAGUUUUUCAAAAGGGAUAAAAAAAAAAUAGUUCUCGGUGAAAAAUAAGGAUUUUUCUUUCAUGUCCUGCAAGCAAGAGUUGCAACUUAAGAAAUAUUGUUUUAAUAAGAAAUAUGUGUUAAAGUUGACUGCAAAAUAUAUUACCAUUACACAUGGUUAAAUUUUAUUUGUGUGGCAGGG
Messenger RNA from Oldenlandia corymbosa var. corymbosa, 4770 nucleotides. The record is from the annotation of a GenBank genome assembly. NCBI's taxonomy places the organism in Eukaryota, Viridiplantae, Streptophyta, Magnoliopsida, Gentianales, Rubiaceae.